UAUUGGGAUGAGUUGUCUUUAGAUUAAGUUAUCUGUAUACCUAUGUGACGUACCGGAAAUGAUCUAAUAGUUUAAAAAAGUAACUCUUUCUUCUUGUCCGGUUUCUGCAAGACACUGUUGUCCAAAGAAGUUUUCAGAAAUUAAUCUUGAGGUAUAUUCUGAAGCAACACAGAAGAAUAAAUGUAGAUACCAAAGACAUUUUUUAAGAAUCAUACAAAAUAAAAUAAAAAUUCAUAAGGAGAAAAACCUUAUAAAUGCGAUGUUUGUAGUAAAUCGUUGUCAUCCACAGACACAGAAUUGUCAUCCACAGACACAGAAUUGUCAGCUACAGACACACAUGGGAACUCGUACAGGAAAAAAACCUUUUAGAUGUGAUGUUUGUAGUAAAUCAUUUGCUCACUUUAGUAGUCAACAGAGACAUAUGAGAAUUCAUACGGGAGAACAACCUUACAGUUGUGAUGUUUGUAGUAAAUCAUUUAACGUCGAUAGUCAUCUACAGACACACAUGAGAAUUCAUACUGGUGAAAAACCUUAUAAGUGUGAUGUUUGUAGUAAAUCAUUUACCAAUAAAAAUGAUCUACAUAGACACAUCAGAUCUCAUACGGGUGAAAAACCUUACAGUUGUGAUGUUUGUGGUAAAUCAUUUACUGUCAGUGGUCAUCUACAGAUACAUAUGAGAAUUCAUACCGGAGCUAAGCCUUAUAAAUGUGCUGUUUGUAGUAAAUCAUUUACUAACAGCAGUAGUGUACAGAGACAUAUCAGAACUCAUACGGGCGAAAAACCUUACAGUUGUGAUGUUUGUAGGAAAUCAUUUUCUGACAGUGGUCAUCUUCAGAUACACAUUAGAACGCAUACCGGGGAAAAGCCAUUUAGAUGUGAUGUUUGCAGGAAAUCAUUUUCUCAGAUUAGUAGUCAACAGAGACAUAUGAGAAUUCAUACUGGUGAAAGGCCUUAUAAAUGCGAUGUUUGUAUUAUAUCAUUUACCAAUAAUAACGAUCUACAUAGACACAUCAGAUCUCAUACUGGCGAAAAACCCUACAGUUGUAAUGUUUGUAGUAAAUCAUUUACCAAUAAUAGUAAUCUACAGAGACAUAUCAGAAUACAUACUGGCGAAAAACCUUACAGUUGUGAUGUUUGUGGUAAAUCAUUUACUGUCAAUAGUCAUCUACAGACACAUAUGAGAAUUCAUACCGGUGAGAAGCCUUAUAAAUGUGAUGUUUGUAGUAAAUCGUUCACCGAUAGCAGUAGUCUACAGCGACAUAUCAGAACUCAUAGUGGCGAAAAACCCUUCAGUUGUGAUGUUUGUUGUAAAUCAUUUACUCUUAGCCUAAGUUUACAGAGACACAUGUCAAUGCAUACUGGUGAAAGGCCAUUUAAAUGUGAUGUUUGUAGUAAAUCAUUUACUCGUAGAUAUAUUUUACAGAGACAUCAGAGAUGGCAUACUCGAGAAAAAAAACUCACAGAGGGAUAGGAGCGCUUGAACGGAAUCUGAAAUUGAAGGAGGAAAACAACAGAAUAUAUCAUGCCAGCUUGUAGAUCCUGACAAGUUCUGCUAUUUGGCGAUCCUCUCUUCCCAUCCCCACAUUUAAUUUAUAGUAAGCGACGAUACGGACAGGGUGUCGGUAACCUUACAAUAUCGAAGUCUUCCCCGAUUGUUGGAAAUUUGCACAUAUCAAACCAAUUUUUAGAUCAUACUAAUAACGUUAUAUAUAUAUGCACCAGUCGGGGUUUCGACAAAAUGAUUGUGCUGGUUACCAACUCACUGAUAUGUAUAACCAUGUUUCUUCCUUUUGAGACAAAGGGCAUUAGGUAAAAGCUAUAUUUUUUGAUAUAAAGGGCAUUUGAUAGGGUAUGGCAUCAUGGCUUGAUACACAAACUAAACUCCCUUGGAAAUAGAAAUGGUGUUUUAGAUCUCCUCAAAAGUUAUUUAUCCAGUAGAAAGCAAUCAGUUAUUAUUAAUAAUGGUUCUGCAGCUUUUAAAAUAUAUAUUUUGGCAUACCCCAGGGGUCCGUACUGGGACCGCUCCUUUUUCUAUUUUUUAUUAAUGAUAUUACAACUGAAGUUAGCUUCCGAUUAAGAUUAUUCGCAGAUGAUACCUCGUUAUAUUUGGUCAUAGAUAAUCCCCCUGACACCCUUAAUACUUUGAAUAAUGAUCAAAAAAAAAUUCAUGAUUGGUCAGAAAAGUGGAAGGUCGAAUUCAACCCAGACAAAACUAUCAGUCUUGUAUUUAGAAGAAAAAAACAACCCAACUUCGCUUGUUGCUUCUUUUGACGAUAUCCCAUUAUAUGAUGCAAAUACUCAUAAACAUUUAGGUGUUAUUUUUAACAAACACUGUAAAUUGGACAAUCACAUGGAUUUUUUAAUUAGUAAAACCUCAAUCAUGGUCAACUGCCUGAGAGGUUUAAAAUAAGACUAUCAAGUAAAUCAUUAAAUAUUUUGUAUAAUUCUUUUAUUUUUUCCAUAUUUGAUUAUGCUGAUAUAGUCUGGAAUAACACACUGUAACCUGGAUAUCAUUUAAGCUUGUGUAUUUAGCACUAAUUUCUUUAACAUUCGUUUAAUAUCAAAUCUUUGUUUAAAAAUUCAUAAAAAUCAUCUAAUUUGUAUGUGUGUCCAGUUUGAAGCUGACUGAUUAGUAUUAAUAAUAAGUGUUCAAUUUACAAGUAUUUAAUUUCCUGACAAUUUUUGUUUAUAUUUUAACAGUGAUCGAGAAAAUAAAUGUUUGUAGAUUGGACACUCAUUAUCAAAAUUAAUCAGCUUUAAACUGGACACAAGUACAAAUUAGAUGAUUUUAAAUAUAUUUACGAAUAUUCCAACAAGGAUUUGAUAUUGAAUGAAUGUGAAAGAAAUAAGGACCAAAUACACAAGAUUAAUAGUGAUACUACCAAAAUAAAUUCACAAAAGUUUAAAAAAAAAACAACUCCACCUAGAUAACUGGCCUGCUCCUUGGAACCUCCCAUACUACACUUUACACCGAAUCUGGCUGUGAUCUUGAUCUUAAAACCACUGAACACUUUUUACUCUACUAUCCAAACUACACACUCCAGCGAAAUUAUACCAUUCAUUUAUUACCGAUGUAUUUUAGGAAUAUUACUUGCCUACCGGUACUCUAUGGUAAUGCCGAACUAUCUCCUGUGGUCAACUGUUUACAAAUAUGUUAAAUAUACAAAACGUUUUACUCCUUAAAAUACAUAAAAUACUGUAAUUAGUCUUUGUCUAUAUCAUAUAUUAUUGAAAUUGUAUAUUUAUUAUACGCCCAGAAGCAAGCCAAUUAAUAUAAGCCUACUUGGCUUGCUUUUGUACUCUAUUUUUUAUGCCUUUAUAUUGUAUAAUAUUCUCGAAAUAAAUACUGUUUAAACCAAGACAA
Molecule: messenger RNA, 3364 nt
Organism: Patella vulgata (common limpet)
Lineage: Eukaryota; Metazoa; Mollusca; Gastropoda; Patellidae
Product: zinc finger protein 431
Exons: 2
Coding region: 260-1471 (403 amino acids)
Biological process (GO): regulation of transcription by RNA polymerase II
Molecular function (GO): DNA-binding transcription factor activity; RNA polymerase II cis-regulatory region sequence-specific DNA binding
Source: RefSeq, a predicted model, not a curated record